ACGUAAACCAUAAGUUAUAAUUAUACCCAAGUAGAGAAACAAAUACUCCGAAGUUACACAGAAAGAAGAACAAAAUGUUAUAUUUCAUCCUCAUUCCUCUCCUACUCCUUGUGGCUUACAAAUUCAUCUUCUCCCAAACGCUGCGUUUCAAUCUCCCACCGGGACCACCGUCACGUCCCGUCGUCGGCCAUCUCCACCUCUUGAAACCGCCGAUCCACCGUCUCCUCCAGAGCUUUUCCAACAAAUACGGUCCAAUAUUUUCCCUCCGUUUCGGCUCCCGCCGCGUUGUGGUCAUAACUUCCUCUUCACUCGUCCAAGAAGCCUUCACCGGCCAAAACGACAUCAUUCUUUCGAGCCGGCCCCUCCAACUCACGGCCAAAUACGUUGCCUACAACCACACAACCGUCGGAACCGCUCCUUACGGCGACCACUGGCGUAACCUCCGCCGCAUAUGCGCCCUCGAGAUCCUCUCCUCCAACCGACUCACCAACUUCCUCCACAUCCGUAAAGACGAGAUCCGCCUCAUGCUCACGCGCCUCUCACGUGACACAACUCACUCCGAAGACGGGAGCCGUUUCACUCACGUCGAGCUAGAACCCCUUUUCUCAGACCUAACGUUCAACAACAUUGUAAGAAUGGUUACAGGAAAGAGGUACUACGGAGAUGACGUGAACAACAAGGAAGAAGCAGAGUUGUUCAAGAAGCUUGUUUAUGACAUCGCCAUGUAUAGUGGCGCGAAUCAUUCAAUAGAUUACUUGCCGGUGCUGAAACUGUUCGGUAAUAAAUUCGAGGAGGAAGUCAAAGCUCUCGGAAAAUCAAUGGACGAGAUUCUGCAGCGUUUGCUCGAUGACUGUCGGAGAGACAAAGAAGGUAACACAAUGGUCACUCACUUGCUGUCUUUGCAAGAACAAGAACCAGACUACUAUAGUGACGUCACUAUCAAAGGGCUAAUGAUGGCCAUGAUGCUCGCGGGAACCGAGACCUCCGCCAUAACCCUAGAGUGGGCGAUGACGAAUCUGCUGAGAUACCCUGACGUGUUGGAGAAGGCAAGAUCGGAGAUAGAUGAGAAGAUCGGAGAGGACCGUCUUAUCGACGAGCCAGACAUCGCCGUACUUCCUUACCUCCAAGACGUUGUCUCCGAGACAUUUCGAUUGUUUCCGGUGGCACCGCUACUAGUUCCUCGCACGCCGUCAGAGGACAUGAAGAUCGGUGGUUACGACAUACCGCGUGACACGAUAGUGAUAGUUAACGCUUGGGCUAUACAUAGAGACUCUGAGCUAUGGGAUGAUCCAGAGAGGUUUAACCCCGAUAGGUUUAACGGAUGCGGCAGUGAGUUAUGCGCUUACAAGCUGAUGCCGUUCGGGAAUGGCCGGAGGAUAUGUCCCGGUGCUGGACUAGGGAGGAGGAUAGUGACGUUGGCACUAGGAUCUUUGAUUCAAUGUUUUGAGUGGGAGAGUGUGAAAGGUGAAGAGAUUGAUAUGUCGGAGAGUGCUGGGUUGGGUAUGCGCAAACUUGAUCCUUUACAGGCUAUGUGUAAACCUAGACCCAUUAUGGCAAAGCUUCUAAUUUAGUUGGAGAAUUGUCUUUUAGUGGAGGAAAAAAGAAAAGAUAUGUACUUAAUUAUUUUCAAUCAUUAUAAUGUUUGCACAAAAUGACUAAACUAUGUUUGUAAUGUCAUUAUCAGUUGGGUCUUUGUAACAUCACCAUCAAGGAUGGGCACAAAGGUUCCUUGAAGUCAUGGCUUAAAGGUCAAA
Raphanus sativus (radish) is the source of this 1754-nucleotide messenger RNA. RefSeq names its product cytochrome P450 81F1-like. Lineage: Eukaryota; Viridiplantae; Streptophyta; Magnoliopsida; Brassicales; Brassicaceae. The record is from RefSeq and is a predicted model, not a curated record. Gene Ontology annotation, molecular function: heme binding; monooxygenase activity; oxidoreductase activity, acting on paired donors, with incorporation or reduction of molecular oxygen. Bases 75 to 1571 code for a protein of 498 amino acids. The transcript is spliced from 2 exons.